This is a messenger RNA of Xyrauchen texanus (razorback sucker), 3674 nucleotides long. It is a transcript of the gene tspy, whose product is annotated as testis specific protein Y-linked. The record is from RefSeq and is a predicted model, not a curated record. Gene Ontology annotation, biological process: nucleosome assembly. NCBI's taxonomy places the organism in Eukaryota, Metazoa, Chordata, Actinopteri, Cypriniformes, Catostomidae. Gene Ontology annotation, cellular component: chromatin; nucleus. Gene Ontology annotation, molecular function: histone binding; chromatin binding.
UUUCUCGCUCUACGCAAACCGUCAGAUAAAUGGCGAACGGAAGGGCAAACUGUAAACAAACAGAACUGGAUAUUAUUUAAGAAAAAAAAAAAAAAAGAAGCCUAAUGACUUGUGCAAAAUAAUCGAACAUUACGAAUGUCGUGUAAAAAUACAAUUGGAAACGUCCGAUAUGCGUGAGUUAGCGCGCUUUUGAACUAAUUCUGCGUUUGUAACCUAUCUAGGCCCAAAUUUGCGCAGACUGAAAAUCGGCAGUGCCGUAAUUUAAUCGGGGACGAACGAGAGAUAGAGAGACCCGCACAAUUUACAUUCUCAUCACUUGUAAAAUCGCAAUAUACACGAAUUUUAGAUUACUGAUUUAGCUGCACCCAAACAGUAACAUGACCACAGUCUCGGACAGCAGCAAGCCGUCCGAAAUUAACCAGAGGAAAAGAAGCGCAAGUCUGAAUGACGAAUGUGACUCCGCGUUGCCCAAGCAGGCGAAAGUAAAUGUGCAGGAACCGAUAGAGAAACAGUCUGAUGGGAGUGUUGAACCUGGGAAAUUUGGGAAUGCUGAUCCAAAACAUAGAACAGAUAUUCCUGAAACUGUUGAGGAGAGGGUGAGCCCUGAAGCAGGCGUAAAGAAGAGCGUAGGACGGGCUUAUGGGGAUACUGUUGGAGACGAGAGAGAGCGCCAGUUCUCCGCUUCCAGUCGAGAGGAACCGUCCGAUUCCGCAGCCAUCGCCGCUGCAGAAGCGCUUGCCAGUCUGACCGGUGGCGACGGGAACGAUGCCCGCAAAGAAAUGCCAUGCUCGUCCAAACAGGCGAGCCGAGAAAAAUCCAAGGAUAAAUCCAAUCGUCCCAGUUGUUCUAAGGGGAGCGAGAGAAGGGCUCUGACGGAGGCAGCCGCAGCGGACAGCUCCUCAUCCCUGCUGAACUGCGAGGACAGAGAAGACACGGCAGGCAACUUUUUUGAUGAUGAUGUGGAGGAGGAGGAAGAAGAUGACGACUCACUCUCUGGGUCUUCCUCCACGGCUAGCUCGUCGGUCGCCUCUGAGAAUGAGGACGGCGAGUGUGCUAUAGUAUCGGUGAAGAUGGCCCCGGAGGUGCGGCAGUCCGUUUCGCUGCUCGCACGAGUGCAGAUGCGGCUGGAUGCGCUUGAGAAGAAAAGCGCACGUUUGCAUCAGCGCCUGGAGAUGAAAGUGAGCCACCAGCGACGCCCUCACCUGGACCAGCGCAGCGCCAUCACUCAAGCUAUCCCAGGCUUCUGGGUCACUGCUCUUCUGAAUCACCCGCAUCUGUCAGCACACAUUGACGAGACUGAUGAAGAUGCUCUUAGCUACAUGAUUAAUUUAGAGAUCGAGUCUUUCAAGAACAACAAACUUGGAUACCGCAUUUCUUUCCAUUUCCGGCGAAGUCCGUUCUUUCAAAACAAAGUCAUAGUGAAGGAAUUACAUCUAGGAAUGGAAGGGUCUCCAGUGUCCUUCUCAAAUCCGAUUUUGUGGCACAGAGGCCAGAGUCUGGUCGGAAGUGGCGAACCACGUCGAACGUCACAGGGAGUCUACCAGAGCUUCUUCCACUGGUUCAGUGACCACACCAAUCCAGGAAGGGAUGACAUAGCACAGAUUCUGAAGGAGGACCUGUACAGAAACCCUUUGAGGUACUAUCUGACUCCUCUCUGGGAGCCACGAGAGAAUGGCAGUGCUCCCAAAGCUCAGAGCAGCAAUAAUAGAGAUGAGUGUGUAAUCAUCUCCGAUUCAGAUGAAGAUCAAGAGGAGUCAAACAGCCAAAAUAUGAACCAGACGCAGGAGGAAGAGAAUGAUAACCAAGUUGGAGGGUCGGAAGAGAAUGACAAAGAUGAGGGGGAAUCUUCCUAUGAGGAGAGGGAGGAAGUGGACAUUGAGGAAGUAGAUGUGUCACAUGACUCUACUGGCUGUGAGGUCAGAGAACAAGGACAGGAAGAGGAAGACAUUGAUGUAGAUGAAGGGGAAGAUGAAGACGAGAGUUAGGAAUUAGUGGGGUUGUCAGUUGUUUUUUUUUGUUUUUUUUUAUGCAGAAAAGCAUUCUUAGAUUUUCUGUUUGCAUUUUACUGAUAUUAGUUUUCUAUAUAAAUGUAGACUCUGUUUCAAUAAAUAACUGGUUGACAGUGCUUAAUGUAGAUGGUACUUCAAAGUUUCAGGAUUUUUCCAAUAUAUCAAAGAAAAGUAAUAACCGAUGUGUUCACGCAUUCCCAAAAAACAUUUUUAGUUUCUCAUUUCAACAUGUUUAUUUUGGAUUUGAACUGCAUGAACAAAUUUCACAGAGAGGGCUACUGAAACUCACAAAAGAGUGUCACCCAUACAACACUGGCUGUGUAGAGCGUUACACUGCACUAUGUCUGAGUGGACAUUGAUUUUGGGCUGUUUUAGAUUGUGAAUUUCUGUGUAUUUUCUUUUUAUUGGUGUGGAAUUUAACCGGCAUACAGUAUCUUCUUUGUCACAAGUAAAAGGUGUACAAUUUUCAAACCAAGAAGAUUUAUAUUAAUUACCAGGAAGAAAAGUUGCUGUAUGCAUGCUUUAGGGUCUAAUCAUAUUUUUCAGUCGUUGCUCUGUCACUUUUUUCUUUGUCGGUUGUUACAUGUUCUAUUUGAGUUUUCCUCAGUAUGAACUAAUUCUAACACCAAAAUUACCUUGCUAUAAAACUAUUUGUGUUUGUUCAUAAAUGUCUACCAAAACUUGUUUGAUAACAAUUGAGAGCUGUAGGAUUCAGUCACUUUUUAAAGUGAUAAAUAAGGGGGACAAAAAUCCCAAACAUUCUUAAAUGCACUUCAUUCAGAACCAAAACUACUUCUCAGGGAGGUUGAUGCUGUUAUGCUCCUUAGACGUCCUUUCCCUUUAGGUUUCUUUCAUUGAAGUUGUUCAUUAAGAACACGUUGUCUUGUUAAAGUCUUUAAUACAUACAUUGUGCAUUGAUGAACAAUUAAAAAAAUAAUUGUAGCAAUAUCUUACCGAUUUCACUUGUUUACAUAAAAAGCAGCUUAAAAUUUCUGAUAGUACCUCUGCUGUGAUCCUCAGUGUCACGUGAUCCUUCAAACUACUUUUGUCAUUUUAUGGGAAUGGAGUUGGAAAAGUACUACACACUGUCAACAUACACCUGUUAAUAUUUAUGAACUGUAAUGAAUAGCAAUUGCAUCGUCAUUUAAAUGAGCAAACGUGACGUAGCUUUACACAAGAAAUAUGUUUAUUUAAUUUAACAGCAUGUGUUUUGCCCAGUUAAAUGCUUUAGAUAAUGUUGUAAUAAGUCAAUAUGUACACAUUCGUUCCUUUGUUUUUACAUCUUAUUAUAUGUAUUUCUUAUACUUUUUCGCAAUAAUCUAUUCUUCCUUAAUUGGGUUAAUCAGUUAUCGGUGUUUAAGGAAAUCAUGUUAAAAAUGCACGAUUUGUAAUGCAUUGAUUUUGGAGUUUUAGCUCAUAAAAGUUUGGUUUAAAAAAAAUAAAGUACUGGUUUAUGUUUGGUUUAACAGUAAGGCCAGUGAUAUGUAUAUAGUAAGUUUCCCUUUAAAAAGGGUUUAUAAUUAGUUAUUGAGUAAUUGGAGUAGAUUUGACCUACAGUAUCAAAAAGAAAAUCUAUAUUUUGUGUGUUAAAUUUUAUAGAUGACUAACAUUUUUAAAUCUGUAUAUUUGUUUGGUUUUUGUUUGCCAUGUGGAAUAAAGAUUUGU